Messenger RNA from Letharia columbiana, 1086 nucleotides. RefSeq lists its product as uncharacterized. Gene Ontology annotation, cellular component: mannan polymerase complex. Gene Ontology annotation, molecular function: alpha-1,6-mannosyltransferase activity. NCBI's taxonomy places the organism in Eukaryota, Fungi, Ascomycota, Lecanoromycetes, Lecanorales, Parmeliaceae. Bases 1 to 1086 code for a protein of 361 amino acids. The transcript is spliced from 4 exons. The record is from RefSeq and is a predicted model, not a curated record. Gene Ontology annotation, biological process: cell wall mannoprotein biosynthetic process; protein N-linked glycosylation.
AUGGCCAUGACGACGAACGAGCAAGCACAGUGGCACGCACACUUACAGACCCCAGUGCUCUAUAAUCAUCACGCGCCCAUCGAAGUCGAGUCGGCAUCGAUACAGAGUGUCGAUCUUAAUGGAAUCAUGUCCACUCCCAGGGCUGCUGUCAACGAGGAGCGCGUUCUGAUUCUGACUCCCCUGCGAGACGCCGCCCCCUACCUUAGCAAAUACUUUGACCUUCUGUCUGAGCUUACAUAUCCCCAUGAUCUUAUCGACCUUGCCUUCCUCGUAGGCGACUCCACAGACGAUACGUUGGCCGUGUUGUCGGCAGAGCUGGACAGAGUACAGAAGCGCACCGAUAAGAUACCAUUUCACAGCGCACUGAUCGUAGAAAAGGAUUUUGGAGCUAUCUUCGGCCAGAGCGUCGAAGAGAGACACGGAUUCAAGGCUCAAGGGCCUAGGCGGAAAGCGAUCGCUAGGGCUCGAAAUUACCUUCUCUACACUGCACUGAAGCCAACACACUCUUGGGUGUACUGGAGAGAUGUUGAUAUCCAGGACAGCCCUGGUAAGAUUUUGGAGGAUUUCAUGGAUCACAACAAAGACGUCCUGGUACCAAAUAUCUGGUUUCACCGAUACGAAAAUGGCCGUGAUAUAGAGGGUCGAUUUGAUUACAACUCCUGGAUCGAGUCUGACACAGGUCGCAAGCUCGCAGACUCCUUAGAUAAGGAUGUGGUUUUGGCUGAGGGCUACAAGGAGUACAACACCAAACGGAAGUAUCUCGUUACACUGGGAGAUUGGCGGAAUAACAAAGAUGAGGAGGUGGAGUUAGAUGGAGUUGGCGGCGUGAAUAUACUAGUGAAAGCGGAUGUACACAGAUCAGGUGGGUGGAAGCACAUCGGGCAGAUCCUCACAAGACAUAUGCUAAUGGUUCGCCAAGGCAUUAAUUUCCCAUGCUACGCCUUUGAGAACCAGGCCGAGACAGAGGGUUUUGCCAAAAUGGCGAAACGAGCAGGUUACCAAGUUGUAGGACUACCGAACUACGUGGUUUGGCACAUCGACACCGAAGAGAAGCGAGGAAAUCUGGGUUCGAGACCGGCAUAUUAG